Molecule: messenger RNA, 1555 nt
Organism: Gigantopelta aegis
Lineage: Eukaryota; Metazoa; Mollusca; Gastropoda; Neomphalida; Peltospiridae
Product: endonuclease V-like
Exons: 9
Coding region: 165-1115 (316 amino acids)
Biological process (GO): DNA repair
Cellular component (GO): cytoplasm; nucleolus
Molecular function (GO): RNA endonuclease activity producing 5'-phosphomonoesters, hydrolytic mechanism; single-stranded RNA binding
Source: RefSeq, a predicted model, not a curated record
AGCGCGUAUAUUCGGGAUAUCUCGGUCGAGCUCGGAAUAAGGAAUCGUAGUAAACAAAAGUAAACAAAAAUAUCGAUACUUUUGAGAAUGAUGACAUUCUAUGAAACUAGGAACCUGAAACGAAAGCUGCUAUGAUUGCUCGAGAGUCUUGAUCAAAAACCUAAAUGAGCAUGGAUUUCUGUAACAGCUGUGGCAUUUUGCUGAACCCUGCAAAUGGAAAGUGUGAGUGCAAGGCUUGUUAUCACAGCAAAAUUCUGGGACUGGGAGGACCGGAUAUUGACUGUAUCUGCGAUUAUUGCUGUGCUGAUGCUGGGACGGUUCAAGCACGUCACGUGGCAGACAAAUGGAAGGACAGCCAAGUUGAUAAUGUCAUCAGAGUCAAGUGGGAAAUAGCACAAGCUGAAAUGAAGAAAAGAUUAAUAACAGAAGAUGAUGAUGUCAUAACAAAGAUAAAACAAGCCUAUAACAAAGAAAACAGUCAUGAAACAUACUACAUUGGAGGAGUUGACAUAUCCUUUAUCAAGGGAGACAAUCUAAAUGCAUGUGCUGCUUUUGUUGUCGUUACCUUUCCACAGAUGGAGAUUGUCUAUGAAGAUUAUCAAAUGGUGAAGUUGACAGCUCCUUAUAUUCCUGGAUUCUUGGCAUUCCGUGAAGCAGACUUCAUUAUACAGCAGUAUGAGAAGCUGAAAGCAGUACAGCCGCAAUACGCUCCUCAUGUUAUCUUUGUUGAUGGUAAUGGAAUUUUGCAUCCAAGAGGGUUUGGAUUGGCCAGCCAGCUGGGUGUUUUGUUGAAUGUACCAUGUGUAGGCGUGGCUAAAACUCUGAUACAUGUGGAUGGGCUGGAGAAUGAUGACACCCACAAAGGCAGGAAAGACAUCUUGCAGAAGGGAGGAGACACAUUUCCACUCCAGGACAGCAGUGGCAUGGUUUUAGGGAUGGCACUGAGAAGCUGUGAUAGUACGAAGAACCCCAUCUACGUGUCCGUUGGUCACAAGAUUUCUCUUGAAUCGGCUACGUGGCUGGUGCACAAGUGCUGUAGAUACCGAAUCCCGGAACCAACGAGACAGGCUGACUUGAAUUCACGGGAAUAUCUUAGGAAGAAUGGAUAUUUAUAGCAGACCUGAAGAAGUUUCAGCUAUCAAAACUGAUAACAGUGUGUUCAGGAGUGUGAGCGAUUACAGUUGCUCAUUAGACUGGGUUUUGCAACUAACUUGAGAUAAAUGUGAUAUGAUAGAAAAUGGUACCAGUCAAAUUGUUCCCGAAUACAUCACUGGGCAGUAUCUUGAUCUCACCCAACUUAAUGAGGGAAAUUACUGCAGGUUGUUGUACCCUGCAAAUGGAUCCUCGUGUGUGCAUGUACUUACUGAAUAUUGGAAAGUAUGGUAAUAUUUUCUGUUCGUGCCUUUACUAAAAAAAACCAUCAGAUGUUAUGGCAGUAUCUUCAGUUUUCUACUAUACUGACUUACGGCAGCUAUACUUACUAUACAGCAGCAUCUUAAUUGAUUCAUGCUCAGGUUGUACUAAAGCAGUUUCCAGAUAAAAAAACUUUCCUUCA